AUGAAGCUCAACGCCCUUUUCGCCGCAGCCUUCAUCGCCCUUUUCGCCCCAGGCGUCAUCGCCUUGUGGGAUUUGCUACCGUCCGCAGAGCAAGUUGGCAAAUUGGUACCAUCGGCAGAGCAAAUUGGCAAAUGGGUACUAUCAAAAGAGCAGAUUGAUGCCCUCUUCUUCUAUCAGUGCCAGGUUACUAUAUACUACCCGGGGGCGGAGAGAGGAAAGUUGCUGAAGUACCUUGCGGAACCGGGAGAACCAAUUCCUCUGCCCAAGUUCCAGGGCAAACUUUAUUACGCCAUUUCCGACUCUGGUUGCAAAUAUAGGGAGUACUCUAAGGGUGAUCCCUGGCCUAAAGGGCUCAAAGGUUACAAGGCGUUCGCGGCAUUUUAG
This is a messenger RNA of Pyricularia grisea, 384 nucleotides long. RefSeq lists its product as uncharacterized. Lineage: Eukaryota; Fungi; Ascomycota; Sordariomycetes; Magnaporthales; Pyriculariaceae. The record is from RefSeq and is a predicted model, not a curated record. The coding region runs from base 1 to 384 and encodes 127 amino acids. The transcript has 2 exons.